CCGGGUGCGCGGCCCCGGAUGUUGGCUGCUCCCGCUGCUGCCGCCGCUCUCGGCGCUGCUCGGGGCCUCGGCCGCUCGCACCAGGCGCUGUUGGGACCUUUCCCGGGGGGCGGAGACGCACGUAGCGGCCGGGGGCUCGGCCGGGCCGUCCCGGCCUGCUCAGCCUGAGAUUCUCUUUGUGGCCAGAUGGGUUUGUAUGGACAGGCUUGUCCAUCUGUAACUUCAUUAAGGAUGACAUCUGAACUGGAGAGCAGCCUAACAUCUAUGGACUGGUUACCACAGCUCACCAUGAGAGCAGCCAUCCAAAAAUCUGAUGCUACACAAAAUGCACAUGGAACAGGAAUUUCUAAGAAGAAUGCACUCCUUGACCCAAAUACAACUCUGGACCAGGAAGAAGUCCAACAGCACAAAGAUGGGAAACCUCCAUACAGUUAUGCCAGCCUCAUUACAUUUGCAAUCAAUAGCUCUCCCAAAAAGAAAAUGACUUUAAGUGAGAUUUACCAGUGGAUUUGUGAUAACUUUCCAUAUUAUAGAGAGGCUGGCAGUGGUUGGAAGAAUUCCAUACGACAUAAUCUGUCACUGAACAAAUGUUUCCUUAAAGUGCCUCGUUCAAAGGAUGACCCCGGAAAGGGAUCCUAUUGGGCAAUAGACACCAAUCCGAAGGAAGAUGCGCUGCCUACUCGGCCAAAGAAGAGGGCACGAUCUGUAGAACGGGUAACAUUGUACAAUACUGAUCAGGAUGGUAGUGAUAGCCCACGCAGUAGCCUUAACAACAGUCUCUCAGACCAGAGUUUGGCAUCUGUUAAUUUGAACAGUGUUGGGAGUGUGCAUAGUUAUACACCGGUGACAAACCAUCCAGAACCAGUCUCUCAAUCAUUAACUCCUCAGCAGCAGCCACAAUACAACCUUCCAGAACGAGACAAGCAACUGCUUUUCUCAGAAUAUAAUUUUGAAGAUCUUAGUGCCUCAUUUCGGAGCCUUUAUAAGUCAGUUUUUGAGCAGUCACUUAGUCAGCAAGGUUUGAUGAGCAUCCCUUCUGAAUCUUCCCAGCAGUCCCACACUUCGUGUUCCUAUCAGCACUCUCCUAGCAGUACAGUGAGCUCUCACCCACACAGCAACCAAAGCAACCUGACCAACAGUCAUGGCAGUGGCCUCAACACCACGGGCAGUAAUUCUGUUGCACAAGUCUCACUGUCCCACCCGCAGAUGCACACACAGCCAUCUCCACAUACACCCCAUCGACCGCAUGGUUUACCACAGCAUCCGCAGCGUCCCCAACACACGGCACCACACCCACAGCAACACAGCCAGCUCCAGUCCACUCACCCUCAGCACCCCUCUCCACAUCAACACAUACAGCACCAUCCGAAUCAUCAGCAUCAGACGUUAACACAUCAGGCACCCCCACCCCCACAACAGGUAUCCUGUAAUUCUGGUGUUUCUAAUGAUUGGUAUGCAACACUUGAUAUGCUAAAAGAAAGCUGUCGAAUUGCCAGCAGUGUUAAUUGGUCAGAUGUAGACCUUUCCCAGUUCCAAGGUCUGAUGGAGAGUAUGAGACAGGCAGAUCUGAAGAACUGGUCUUUAGAUCAGGUUCAGUUUGCUGAUCUCUGUUCUUCUCUUAAUCAGUUCUUUACACAAACUGGCCUUAUCCACUCACAGAGUAAUGUUCAGCAAAAUGUUUGUCAUGGUGCCAUGCAUCAAACAAAACCUUCCCAACACAUUGGAACAGGAAACUUGUACAUAGACUCUAGGCAAAAUCUCCCUCCUUCAGUGAUGCCACCCCCUGGUUAUCCUCAUAUCCCACAGGCACUCAGCACUCCAGGAACAACGAUGGCAGGCCAUCACGGAGCCAUGAACCAGCAGCACAUGAUGCCUUCCCAAGCCUUCCAGAUGCGGCGCUCCCUGCCUCCAGAUGACAUCCAGGAUGACUUUGACUGGGAUUCAAUUGUGUAGGGCUUGUUUCUGCAAGGCAUCAGACCCCCGCGUCACCUUUCUGUGCAGUUAAGGGAAAGGUUUUAAGAGAAUCCAGUUGAGAAAACAAAGUUGCUAAUCACUUCACCAAUGUUAUCAAAAUUUCUUUUGAAGACAAUCAAAAAGAUUUUAGCUGGAUAACUUACUGCUUUUAUCUGACCCAAACAAGUACUACAUGUUUGUCUCCCUGCCAACUGCCCUAUGUAGCUCCUAACUGUUGUGUGAUUUGGACAGCUUUUUGCAUAUUUGUGUCAGUUUGAUGUUAACCACAAGUGCCAGACUGAUUUUUCAGACAGAGCCUAUUUUGCUGCAAGCAGUUUAUAGAUACAUAUGUGUAAAUAUAUGUACAAAAAUUACUGAAAGACUUCAAUUUUUUCUAAUUGGAUUAUUAUGUCUUGAAAAGAAAGUUACUGUCAGUUUUUAUUCUUGUUAGGCUAUUUUCUGCAGGAUGCUUUUAAUUGAUGUAGGGAACUGAAAGGAAAUAGAUUUUUCCAAAGCUGUUUCCCUUAUUUAAUCUUUUUCAGAAAUGUGGGUAAUAAUGAAUUCUGUCCAAUAAGUCAAGGAACCUGGAGUUUGAUACUCUUCAAACAAUCCAGAGGGGCAUGUUGUUCCUGAGCAGCAUAAAGAACUGACCAAAUUUGUUUUGAUGCUUGGGAGGUUAUAGAGUAUAUGUUGUACCUUGUCAAUGUCUGUUUCCUAAAUCUGCAUUAUGACAGCUCUGAAAUUUGUUUCAAUGGCUAGAAGCUGAGCAUUGCUUGGCUCUAAACAAAUUAAUGCCUCCACAUUCACUUAUGUAUUUAUUAUUCAGAAGUGUUAUUUUAAUAUUUAUUACUACCUUCUGUGAAUGCUCAUCUUCUAUUGGGAUUCACUAAGGAGAAAUGUGGUGUUUGAAAAGCACAGAAUUAUUUUUCGUGAUAAGAGUUUACAGACAAGACAAUCAGAGGGAUAUUGUGUCAUUCUCUUUAUCAUCAAUCCUUUUACCAGGUGAGUGUAUUUCUCUGUCUUAGCAUUCCUGCUGAUUGAGACUUAAUAGCUAAAUAGGAUUUUUCUAGAAGUUGAAUCAAAGAACAUUUGGGCAACAGAACAAUAGGACAGGAUUCAUGAAGCAGGUUUUCCUACUUUCUUCUUUCUGUUUAGGUAGCGCUGGAAGGAGGAUGGAGCUACACAUAGACUAUUCGCCUCAGUGCAGUUACUAAGUGGAUUUUUGUUUCAAUUGUCCUGUGUGUGCAUGACAUUGGGUGGCUUUCUUUGAAAUGAAGCCUACCUUGUAUAGGAGUCUUUAUUAGUUUUUUUGUAUUGUUUCAUGUCAUCUCAUAGUUACUUUGCAUGGAUUGGUUGUCAUAGUUUUAUAAUGAAACUAGAAGAAAUGAGAUUUUUUUCCCUAAUGAAUAGGUUUUGAAUUGAUUCUUUAGAGAAAAAAAAAUGUUUUUUCAUUUUAAUGGGAUUAUAAGUUCCAUCAAAUCAAGGAGGAAUGACUGCUCACUGGUUGCUUUUUAGCACCUCUGAUCUCUAUCAGCCAUAUGCUAAAUCACUUUAAUUAGCCUUAGUGAUUCUUUGGUUGAGUGAUCUCUACUUGAACUAAACAUACAUUUUUUUUGUUUCUGUGGGUGUAUGUAUGUGUGCAUGUGUGUGUGUGUGUGUGCGUUUUUUUUUGUUUGUUUGUUUGUUUUUUAAAUGGAGUGUGGCCUUGAAUGAGUCACUGGGAAGCCAGCUGUGGUAAGGGCUGGUGACAUUGGGGAGGAAGAAAGAGCUUUAUGUUUCUUUGUCAUUUGGACUUUGCUUGUCAUGAAAGGGAAGCUCAGUUCCAGCCCCUUGGAUCAGUGAAAAUCAGAGGAUGCUGGAAAGGCAGCCAGCAGACCCCUCUUAGAAGGAUCAAGGCAAGAUGAGAUGGCAGCCUGCAGAGUAAAAGCUUCAAAACAGGGGGAGUGAUUUUCAGAAGUCUGCUCAAGUCAUUGUUUCCUAGUCACCAAAAUAGCUGUUCUGAAACUGUCUGAAUUGCUUGGGUAGAAAUGUGCACUUUAAACAGUUUGGGUAUUGGAAUGCAGUCUCUUAAACUGAAUGAUUUGGAUAGAAACACCAACAAUGAUUUUACAAAUUUUGUGACGCUAAUUUCUCAUUUGGUAAUCAUUUACUGAUUUGCAGUGGUCAAUAUUUUUGUGAGUAUUUAAAUUUACCAAGAAUGGUCUUGCUAAUGCAAGACCUAGAAAAACUGGCCAUGUUGGGCUUACUAAGAUGGAUUUCCACAACACUUGUACCUUCCUAGGGGAUCCCCCACCCCCGAGCAUAGCCUCACUAAAUUUCCCAGACAGGGCUAUCUGAGAGUCUCUCUACUGGUCAUUUCUGUUGGUAGUUGCUAAUGCAAAAAAGCAAGUUCUGUCUUGGGCUUAGAUUGACUAAAGACUUUGGGGAAAAAGAAUAAUAAAUGCAUGUAAUCAAACGGGGCAUUCUGUCCAGGAAAAUAAUCCGACUGGCAUUUGUGGCAGUUUUUGAAAUGUAAAUGUAUUCAUGUGUGUUCUUGUAAAUAUGUGUCUCUCAAAUGUCCUUUGAAGUGGGAGGGAAACAAUCUGGGGAUAAUUUCAAAUGGAAUAGAGUAUUUUGAUAUUGUUCAUUCAGAGGGUGAUGUGUACAUAUCUAUAUUGUAUAUAUGUGAUGAAAAUGCAUUGGCUUUUUGUGCAAACACAAACUUGCUCUCUGUACUGCUGUUGGACAGUCAGUGUUUUAAUGUUUCUACAGUUUUGCUAUUGCACGAUUUCAUAUUCUGCCUCUAUGAUGAACGGCACCCAUUCUUUGUAACUGUUUAGUGCUGUAAAGAAAUAUUCCAAGUGUCAUUAGGAUUGUUGCUGCCAGACUGAUAUGCAUGAAUGGCACUUAAAAUAAAUAUAUAACGUUAACUCUUAAAACACUGAUUG
Messenger RNA from Urocitellus parryii (Arctic ground squirrel), 4880 nucleotides. It is a transcript of the gene Foxj3, whose product is annotated as forkhead box J3. Gene Ontology annotation, molecular function: DNA-binding transcription factor activity, RNA polymerase II-specific; RNA polymerase II cis-regulatory region sequence-specific DNA binding. The record is from RefSeq and is a predicted model, not a curated record. Gene Ontology annotation, cellular component: nucleus. Lineage: Eukaryota; Metazoa; Chordata; Mammalia; Rodentia; Sciuridae. Gene Ontology annotation, biological process: regulation of transcription by RNA polymerase II.